Messenger RNA from Arabidopsis arenosa, 364 nucleotides. Lineage: Eukaryota; Viridiplantae; Streptophyta; Magnoliopsida; Brassicales; Brassicaceae. The record is from the annotation of a GenBank genome assembly.
AAAUCCUCAUGACUCAUGCAAAUCUGAGAAGAAGCUCACGGAGGAAGCUUUGAGUGAAACUCAAAAGAGAGAGAAGGAGAUGGAGUUGAAGAAGGACGAGUUGCUGAAGAAGGUUGAUGAAGAGUUUCAGUGGCCCUUGGUUACUGUUGGAUCAGUUGGAGCUGCUGGUUUGGUUGCAACGACCUUGUUCGUCUGCUAUUCUAAGCUAAGGUGAUCUUGAUGAAUAUGUAGUGAAAGAAUAACUGAUGACCAAGUUCUUAAGAUUGGUUUCUGCAAUGGAAUUAUAUAGGUUGGCUACAAAUUUGGAAUUUGGAAUCUGUUGAAGCUGAUACCGUUUGAUGCAAAUUAAAUCUUGCUUUUUCUU